Molecule: messenger RNA, 966 nt
Organism: Cyclopterus lumpus (lumpfish)
Lineage: Eukaryota; Metazoa; Chordata; Actinopteri; Perciformes; Cyclopteridae
Gene: ca4c
Product: carbonic anhydrase IV c
Exons: 8
Coding region: 40-966 (308 amino acids)
Cellular component (GO): plasma membrane
Molecular function (GO): carbonate dehydratase activity; zinc ion binding
Source: RefSeq, a predicted model, not a curated record
UUUAGUCUGUCAGGAUCUUUUCUGGUCUCUGUGCUGAUCAUGGAUUUUUCUGUCUACCUCUUGACUGUGCUUUCUCUCCUCUCUCAGUGCACAGCUCAGUGGUGUUACCAGAGCCAGUACUCCUGUGACGACACAUGCAGAGACCCUAUCCACUGGUCAGCUCAGUUUCCCAGCUGUGGUGGAUUACGCCAAUCACCAAUUAACAUCGUCACCAGCAAAGUGCACGUCAACAGCGCCCUGCCACCCUUCAACUUCAUCGGCCACACCGACGCGAUCAACAUUACAGUGGAAAACAAAGGACACUCUGCUCACUUUGCUCUGCCGCAGUCGGUCCGACUGACAGGAGGAGCUCUGCCUGGUCACUACAGAGCCGCCCAAUUUCACUUCCACUGGGGAGGUAAUGGGAGGCCAGGAUCCGAGCACACCAUUGACGGAGAGAGGUACCCCAUGGAGCUGCAUAUAGUCCACAUCAAGGAGCCGUACGGCUCUCUGGCUGAGGCAGAACAUGACAUGGCGGGUAUAGCUCUGCUUGCCUUCCUGUUUGAGGAAACCUCAGAUGAUUAUCCUCCUUUGGACGCAGUAAUAGCCGCUUUGGGCCGAGUGCAAAACAAUGGCAGCGGCACAGUGAUCCCUAACUUUCAACUCAGUGAUAUUAUCCCGUCAGCGAAGGACCUGCACAGUUACUACCGCUAUGUGGGCUCCAUGACAACUCCAGGAUGUGAACAGGCAGUUGCCUGGACGGUGUUUCACAGGACCCUGUCCAUCAGCAGUCGACAGCUGGAUGUGAUAGUUCAGCAGUGUCGAUUCUGGACGGGACAGCCCAUGACUGACAUCUUCAGACCCACGCAGCCUCUGGAUGGCAGAGUUGUGUACCGGUCCAAGGCGAGCGCAGCUCUGACGAGCGUGACCCGCCUUUGGCUCGGUGUUCUCCCCGUUGUGCUCGGGACAACGUGUCUGAUUCACUGA